AUGCGGCUUAUCAACACCAGCACGCUUGAGCUUCAAGAGUUCUUCGAAGAAGAUGUCAAGCCAUACGCGAUACUGAGUCACCGUUGGACGAAAGAUGAAUUCACAUGCAAGGACUUUAUCAAAGGCCGCAGGAAACAAAGCCAAGGACAUCACAAAGUAGUCGAAUUCUGCAGUUUUGCGCGCGGUCGUGGUCAUGCCUGGGCCUGGGUGGACACAGUUUGCAUCGACAAGCGCAGUAGUGCAGAGCUCUCCGAAGCCAUCAAUUCGAUGUUCGCAUGGUACGCGAACGCCGAUGAAUGCUACGCGUACCUGGCCGAUGUGAGCGCAUCAGCCGUGAACGGCGACCAGGACAAGCUCAUGAAAGCUCUGGUCGAUUCCGAAUGGUUUGACAGAGGCUGGACUCUGCAGGAACUCCUCGCUCCGAGACAGCUCAUCUUCGUCACCAGAGGUUGGAAGAUUCUUGGACGCAAGCGCAGACCUGGACCCAAGGAAAGCCAAGGUCCGCUCACUCAGGCAUAUCUUCACGCCGAGGACAUCCAGUGGGAAGUCAGUCGGAAGACUGGUAUACCAGCUGAAGUGCUUCGCGAUCCCAGUAUGAUCACAACAUUUUCUGUCGCUCAGAGAAUGAGCUGGGCCGCUGGUAGACGAUCCACUAGAACGGAAGACAAUGCGUACUGCAUGCUCGGUCUCUUCGGCGUCAACAUGUCGCUUCUAUACGGAGAAGGCAAGCGCGCAUUUACCAGACUCUAA
Molecule: messenger RNA, 750 nt
Organism: Fulvia fulva
Lineage: Eukaryota; Fungi; Ascomycota; Dothideomycetes; Mycosphaerellales; Mycosphaerellaceae
Product: Vegetative incompatibility protein HET-E-1
Exons: 1
Coding region: 1-750 (249 amino acids)
Source: RefSeq, a predicted model, not a curated record